AGGUGCCGGUGGAUUUGCCGAUUUGCUUAUGCUAAUUUUUUGGCCCUCGGUGAAGCAUGGUUGAGACAGGAAUCCCAAUACGAAUCAAUAGUUUGAUCAAUAGUUUCCGAGUACAAGGACGAACCCUAUACACCAGGAGGCCGGAGCGCUGACCCACACCUAGGGCCACGCCGCUGGCGACCGGGCGGCGGCGACGGGGACGACGACCGCAAUGGGCUUCGAGCGUGUGGAGCUGCGGUGCCCCAGGGCCCUCGACCCCCACCAGAGCUGGACGCUCGGCGACGUACUCGCCGAGCUCGACGCGCUGGAUGCCACCCGCCGCGCCGCGCCGCCUACGCCCCUGAAGCAAGCGCCGGAUUGGGCUAGUGACGGCGGUGCGAGAGAGAAGGCCUUUGUGAUGCGGAUUGAUGACGAAGACGACACAGAAGAUGAAGACGGUAUCAGUGUUGGGGAGUCCCAGGCUCUCGUGGUCAAUGGAGCAAGGUUUUUUUGUAAUGAUCUUGAAUCCAGUGAUUCAGAGGAUGAAUUAGAUGGCCAGAUUGAACCAUACCACUUAAUGGAGAAAAGGAACCUAGAGAAGAGCAUUCUUCUUGAGCUGGAACGCGAGCAUCAUCUCAAAGUUCAAGAAGACGUCAGAAGUAAGCUGGCUGCAUUGGAGGUAGGCCAUCAAAAUGAAAUUCAGAGAACAAUUUCUGCAUUCGCUCGUCUCCAGAAAUAUGCAGAAUCAAGAAAAGAGAUAGACAGAAGACUAGAUGUGCACUUCCAGAGAAGAAUUGCAGAAGUACUCGAUAAACACUUAUCUAUGGUCCAAAGGGAUCAUGAGCAGAAAUCCCAGAUUGUAGAACGCCGAAUAAGAGAUGAUGCAGCUCUUGAAGAAGCUAAAAGAAAAGAGCAAGCUAUCAAGGAAGAAAAGUUAAGGCAGGAAAGAGCCCGGCAAGAAGCAGAGGCUAGGCAGAAGGAAGCUGCAAAAUUAGCAGCCGAAGCACGGAAAACAGCAUUUGAGGCUGCUCAAAAGGAAGCAGCAGAAAAGGAAGCUGCAGAAAAAGAAGCUGCUAAAUCGAGGGAAGCGGCAGCUUCCCAAUCUGGUCAAAAUUCUCAGAAUAAUAUUGCAGGUAUCAAAGUUUUUGCUGAUAAAUAUGCAUUAGAAGCGGAAUCACGGAGGCGUGCAUUAGUACAUGAUCAAGUGCCAGAAAACAUUCAUCUCAGCAAGGAAUUCGGCAAAUAUGACCGACAAAUUGCCAAAUCCAUAAGUAAACUUAUGCCGACUACUGACAGUGUCAGAGCAAGGGCUAGCGAGCUUAUUAAAGCUUUAGAUGGACAGGAUUGUCCCCGUCCAAUUGCUUGUUUUAUAUUCGCAAACAAGAUUAUUUCAAUUGUCAAGAGUAGAAAUACAAAGGACAAAACCUUUGGAAAUUUAGCCUUUGCGUGUGGAUAUGUCAUGCUAUUAGUCACAAACCAGGUACCAGAUGCAAUGGAUUAUCUUCUAGCUGAGUUUAACAGAGUUUGCAUAUACACAGUUCCAAAGCAUCUUCAUGCUUUAAAUGCACAAGCACGAAGUAGAGAUUAUUACAGACUGAUAGGUUACCAGGAAGAAAACGGACAACUUGAGAGCACUGAAAGUUAUUUAACAUAUGUUGUUGCAUACGUCAAACUGUAUGCGGCAAUGAUUCAGACAGAAAUCAAAGGUGUACGUCAUCCUCAUGGCUUAGCUGAGGGAUGGAGAUGGCUUGCGAUGUUUCUCAAUGCUCUGCCAGCUACCACAGCCACUGCUUAUGCCCUUCACGCUUUCCUCAAGAUGGCCGGUUUUGCACUCCACAAGAAAUAUGGAUCACAAUUCCUGAAAAUCCUGGAUGUGAUAUCGCGGUGCUUUUUACCAGCUCUGAAAGAUCAAGGCAACAAAAUGCAGUCCGAGGCUGUCAACAAUCUAAAGAAUUAUCUGAAUGACAAAAUCUACCUCCAGGAACCAGAAGGGCAGUACCUCGUUCAGCAACUUUUAUCCAAAGAGUUAUUCAUGUGAAAAUCAAAACACACAUGGGCAUGGGGCUGUAGAGUACGCCCAUCAGGCACGUUCGUCGCAUGUGAUUAGCUCCAGUUGACAGUUGAGCCUCCAGUGGCAAUCAGGCUUUGAAGAGGAACUGACCUACAUGAAUACCAGCAUCAAAUCAUCCCCAACAAUAUUUAUUUAUUUAUUACAAAUUCUCCUCAUGUAUCCGGCCAAAGACGUGUAUAGCAUAGGUUGAGGUUUCACUGUAUGUUGUAUGUCUGUACCCUGUAUCGAGGCCAAUUCCGCCACCUGUAUUGACUAUUGAGGACUUGAGGGCAAUUUCGCCUUCAGUUUUUGAAGAAUUCUGUGCUGGACACUGGAUUUGUGAA
Setaria italica (foxtail millet) is the source of this 2373-nucleotide messenger RNA. Its product is annotated as protein GLE1. Lineage: Eukaryota; Viridiplantae; Streptophyta; Magnoliopsida; Poales; Poaceae. The record is from RefSeq and is a predicted model, not a curated record. The transcript has 15 exons. The coding region runs from base 212 to 2017 and encodes 601 amino acids. Gene Ontology annotation, biological process: poly(A)+ mRNA export from nucleus; regulation of translational initiation; regulation of translational termination. Gene Ontology annotation, molecular function: phospholipid binding; inositol hexakisphosphate binding; translation initiation factor binding. Gene Ontology annotation, cellular component: nuclear pore cytoplasmic filaments; nuclear pore; cytoplasm.